Molecule: messenger RNA, 1224 nt
Organism: Micromonas commoda
Lineage: Eukaryota; Viridiplantae; Chlorophyta; Mamiellophyceae; Mamiellales; Mamiellaceae
Exons: 1
Coding region: 1-1224 (407 amino acids)
Source: RefSeq, a predicted model, not a curated record
AUGCGGCGUCUCCAUGUCCAGCGGCUCCUCCUAUGCUGCGCGCUGUUACUGCUUCCUAACGCGCGCGCGCUUUGGUUCUCAAUGCCCCCCGAGUGCGACGGGCGGUGCUGGGAGGAAGACGUUAAGCAUCCCCUCGCGUCCUGCGACCUGGAGGUUGUCGAGGGCGCGAUAACGCCGGAGGAGGCGGACGAUGUCGUGGCCGCCGCGGAGGCGCACGCGGCGGUGCACGGAUGGCAUAGCCAGCGUCACAUAGCGUAUCCCACCCGGGACCUACCCUGGACCGCGCUGCCGAGCGUCGCGCGCGUCUUCGACAAGCUCUGGGGCGCGAUGGAGGAGAGCGUGCGUCGGCGGUGCGGCGUCAGGCCCAUCGACAGGCUCACCCCGAACGAUAUAUUCGUGGUGAAGUACACCCCGGAGGGACAGGCGGGGCUCGACAGGCACAGGGACGCCAGCAGCUUCAGCUUCAACGCGGCGCUCUCCGACCCGACGUCGUACGGCGGGGGCGGCACGCGCGUCUGGCUGGACUCGGCGGUGAGAACCCUUCGCGAGAAGUACCUCCGGGCGGAGUUGGAGGGAGUCGUUCGCGACGGGACCGCGCCCGGGGCGUCCGCGGAAGCGCGGGGGGCCGCGGCGCGCGCCGAGGCAACGCUGGAUCGCCCGCCCGGCACCCUCGACGUCGACGGGUACGUCGUCAGGCCGGACAGGCUCCUACCGGAGGACGGCGAGACGCGCAAAAUCGCCAAAGGCUCCGUCAUGGUCCACGGCGGUCGCAACGUCCACGAGGGAACGGCGAUCGUCUCCGGGACCCGACACAUCGUCGCCGGGUUCGUGGGUCUCAACAGGCACUGCUGUACGCUGAGGUACAGCGGGUGGCGCGGGGUGAUGGCGCUGGUCAGGGUGACGGCGAUGAACAACAGCGCGAGGGGGGGCGUGAGGGACAAAGUCGGCGGCCGCGUGCCCCUCUGGGACUACGUCUUAUACGAGGAGUGGCGGGGGGUGUUCCGGUGGAUCCGCGGGGCGUCGUUGGUACUCGCGCUGCUGUCGCUCGCCGCGUACGCCGCGUGGCACGUCGCGACGCGUCUCUCGCCGCGGUUCAACCUCGCGGCGCGGCGGGCGUUGGCGGUCGUCGCCGGAUACGAAUCGUCCUUUUUUCGCGGCUUGGCCAGAAAAAGGAGACGAGCGAUGCGGUCGGCGCUCCCGACGAAGCACUCGCUGGACGACUGA